AUGUCUCAAGCUGUGCAGACAAACGGGACACAACCAUUAAGCAAAACAUGGGAGCUCAGUUUGUACGAAUUGCAAAGAACGCCUCAGGAAGCAAUAACCGAUGGCUUGGAAAUAGUGGUGUCACCCAGGAGCUUGCACAGUGAACUGAUGUGUCCCAUCUGUUUGGAUAUGCUAAAAAACACCAUGACAACAAAAGAAUGUUUGCAUCGCUUCUGUGCUGACUGUAUCAUUACAGCCCUCAGGAGUGGCAACAAAGAAUGUCCCACGUGUCGUAAAAAGCUAGUUUCAAAAAGAUCACUGAGACCAGAUCCCAAUUUUGAUGCUCUCAUCAGUAAAAUUUAUCCAAGCCGAGAUGAAUAUGAAGCUCAUCAGGAGAGAGUGCUAGCAAGAAUCAGCAAGCACAAUAACCAGCAAGCUUUAAGUCACAGCAUUGAGGAAGGAUUAAAGAUUCAGGCUAUGAACAGGUUACAGAGAGGCAAGAAACAGCAGAUUGAGAAUGGCAGUGGUGCAGAAGAUAAUGGUGACAGUUCACAUUGUAGCAAUGCCUCAACGCACAGCAAUCAAGAAGCGGGGCCUAGUAACAAGAGGACCAAAACAUCAGAUGAUUCUGGGCUAGAACUGGACAAUAACAACACAACCGUGGCAAUAGACCCCGUAAUGGAUGGUGCUAGUGAAAUCGAGUUAGUCUUCAGGCCUCAUCCGACCCUCAUGGAGAAUGAUGACAGCGCACAGACGAGAUACAUCAAGACCUCAGGCAAUGCCACUGUUGAUCACUUGUCCAAAUACCUAGCUGUGAGAUUGGCUUUGGAGGAACUUCGUAGCAAAGGAGAAUCAAACCAGAUGAACCUUGACACAGCCAGUGAGAAGCAGUAUACCAUUUAUAUUGCUACUGCCAACGGGCAGUUCACUGUGUUAAAUGGGUCAUUUUCCUUGGAACUGGUCAGUGAGAAGUACUGGAAAGUGAACAAACCCAUGGAACUGUACUAUGCACCAACAAAGGAACAUAAAUAAGCUGUGCUGGAAAACUGACAUGGGACUAACUCUUUUAUAGCUGUGACUUCUUUAAUAUUCAAAGAUGACAUCACCAUUAUCUUCAUGGACGAUACGCGUGAUGCCUUCAGGCGCUCUCAGUAUACUUAUUAAUAUGAUUAGAUAGUAUUCUGGGUUGUAUUU
This is a messenger RNA of Leptosomus discolor (cuckoo roller), 1173 nucleotides long. It is a transcript of the gene RNF2, whose product is annotated as ring finger protein 2. Lineage: Eukaryota; Metazoa; Chordata; Aves; Leptosomiformes; Leptosomidae. The record is from RefSeq and is a predicted model, not a curated record. Gene Ontology annotation, cellular component: ubiquitin ligase complex; PcG protein complex. Gene Ontology annotation, molecular function: ubiquitin protein ligase activity; chromatin binding.